This is a messenger RNA of Helicoverpa zea (corn earworm), 1176 nucleotides long. RefSeq names its product nucleoside diphosphate kinase 7-like. NCBI's taxonomy places the organism in Eukaryota, Metazoa, Arthropoda, Insecta, Lepidoptera, Noctuidae. The record is from RefSeq and is a predicted model, not a curated record. Gene Ontology annotation, biological process: CTP biosynthetic process; GTP biosynthetic process; UTP biosynthetic process. Gene Ontology annotation, molecular function: nucleoside diphosphate kinase activity. Bases 1 to 1176 code for a protein of 391 amino acids. Gene Ontology annotation, cellular component: centrosome. The transcript is spliced from 6 exons.
AUGAUUAAAUUAUUAAUUAAAGUGUUAUUGCAGGUGUACGAUUAUUUUGACAAAUAUACUUUUUUGUGCGAAAUGUAUGAUGCAGACGCUGAUGCCAUAAUCGAACUGGUGUUGAAUUAUUUUCCAUUCGAUAAUUCAUGUCAAGUAUUAAACGCAAAAAAGGGGCAUAAUCUUGUACGACGGGUACAGCUGCCAACUCUUAAACUAGAAAUGCUUCAAAUAGGGAAUAUUGUAAAUAUAUUUUCAAAAUUGUUGCUCAUAACAGACUGCGCUCCAGCUACACGGAAGACUUUGUUUAACAAAGUUGAAAGCACCUUCGCAAUGAUUAAACCCGUAUCACCAGAUAUACAUGGGAAAAUAAUAACUUAUAUAACAAAGAAAGGAUUCCGUAUUGUUCGAUUAAAAAACGGGAAAAUAAGUAAAGAACUUGCCAUGACAAUGUACAGCAAUAUUGCAGGAAGUAGUAUGCUUCCUAUCGUUAUUGACUACAUAACCAGUGGUGAAGUGGUAGGCCUGGAACUGGUGGGGCCCAACGCAGUGGUAGAAUGGCGCCGCUGUUUAGGAGCAACGGACCCGAUCGAUGCAGAGCCUGGCACCCUCCGUAGAAUGUACGGAGAAAAUAAACUCAGAAAUAUCGCCCAUGGUUGUCACUCAGGUGAAGAUGCGCGAAUGAUGCUGGAGCUAUUUUUUGGCUACGAUAAAGGAAUCCCGCGCGUGCCAUUCCGCUCAACUCUCACGGAUUGCACUUGUUGCGUUAUCAAACCACAUGCGGUUCUAGAUGGCAAUGUGGGAGCUAUCCUAGAACAAAUCUCCACUGCUGGAAAGUUUCACAUCUCCGCCAUGGCUAUGUUUUCCGUGAAAUUGCCAAAUGCUGAAGAAUUCUACGAAGUUUAUAAAGGAGUCAUACCUGAAUAUGAGGCCUCGUGUAUCCAUCUAGCAGAAGGAAAAUGUUUAGCGUUAGAAGUUAAGUGUACAGACACCAGCCUAAACAGCGUUACUGAAUUCAGAAAGCUAUGUGGACCACGAGAUCCGGAUUUAUGUCGUCAGCUGUACCCUGAUUCCAUUAGAGCCCUUUAUGGAAAAACACUAGUACAUAAUGCAGUGCAUUGUACAGAUCUACCAGAGGACGGCGAAACGGAAGUUGAAUACUUUUUUAAGCUAUUAGCUAAUGAAUGA